AUGGCGAGCGGAUAUGCGCCUCAAAUGGAGAAGAUCGCCGGAAUGCAUCCCUCCGAGCAGCGCGAGUUCUGUGACAACCUCGAAGUCGUCGCCGAUACUACUUCGGUCAAACCACCAAGCACCACGGUCAAGUACGAUAGCAACAGCAAUGUGACGAUGAAUACAUUGCCCAGUACCGCAGAAAACGACGUUGAGCAGUUGAGAGGACCCGCCGAAAUGGAGAAUCUGGCCGUUAUUUGGACCAAGAAUUGGCUCAUCGCCGCCUACGCAGCAAUUAUGCUCAUAUCUUUCAUCAACUCUCUCCAACAACAAGCCAACUUCUCGUGGAGACCCUACGUCACCUCCGCCUUCAUGAUGCACGGUCUCACUGCCAUGACCGAUGUGGUAGCCAACAUCGUCGGAGGCGUAUCGAAGCUACCGCUGGCUAAGUUCAUUGACCUCGUCGGCCGACCUCAAGGCUUUCUUAUGUGCUUAAUGUUCAUUGUCGCCUCACUAAUCCUCAUGGCUUUCUGUCAAAACGUCCAGACCUUUUGCGCAGCACAAGUCAUCUACUGGACAGGUAUGAAUGGUGUCGACUACGUUUUUAACAUCUUCAUCGCCGAUACUUCGCUCAUGCAGAACCGUUUGAUCUGGAUGUCGUUCACUGGACUCCCCUACGUCGUCAACACCUUCGCUGGUCCUGAGCUUGGCGAAACCUACCUUACCUACAGUACCUGGCGCUGGGGCUAUGGAUCCUUUGCCAUCCUGACACCAGUAUUCUCCCUGUCGUUUUGGGCUGUCUUCUGGCUCAUGGUGGUUGGCCUCCUGCUCGUAGCUGGCGGCUUUUCCCUCCUUCUUCUUCCCUGGCCUCUUGCAUUCUACCAGAAGAAGGGUUUCGCGUCUCCAAUGGUCCUGUGCAUGAUCGUCUUCGGACUCUUGCUUAUCGCAGCCUUCGUUGUCUGGGAGCGCUUCUUCGCCAUCAAGACCUUCUUUCCAUACUAUCUCAUGAAAAACCGUUCGGUUAUUGCGGCAUGCCUGCUAGGCGGCAAUUCCUGGAUCGCUUUCUAUUCCUAUCGGAUGAUGUACUCGUCAUACCUCCAAGUCGUUUUCCAACUUUCCGUGUCCAAGGCUGGAUACAUCACCAACAUCUUCAACAUUGUCUCGUGCACCUGGGCCAUCAUCAUCAGUCUCGCAAUGAAGUAUACCGAUACCUACAAGUGGGGAGCCAUCAUUGCCGUCCCUAUCCAACUACUCAUGACUGGCUUGUUGAUUCAUCUCCGCACGCCUGGCACCCACAUCGCAUUGCUCGUCCUAGUCGAGGUACUUGGCGCCAUGGCAAGCGCCAUGCUCUACAACGUUGAGCAAGUCGCCAUCAUGAUGGCUGUUCCGCAUGACCAGGUCGCGGUUGCUAUCGCACUCCUCAACGUCAUCACCGCGGUCGGUGGUGCCAUUGGCCAGUCUGUCAGCGGCACCCUCUGGGCCCAGAUUGUGCCUAAGAAACUUGCCGAAUACCUCCCUGAAGGCUCGAAGCACCUGGCUCCGAUAAUAUACGGCGACAUCAGCCUUCAACUGGAACUGCCAUGGGGCAGUCCGGAGCGUGAGGCCGUGGUUCAUGCCUUUGGCGAUGCACAGAAAGUCAUGGUCAUGCUGGGAACUUGCGCAUUCGUACCCUGCUUCAUAUGGGUCGCCAUGCUAAAGAACUCCCGCAUGAGCGAGCGCAAAGCUCGCAAGGGUUUGCAGGCUUGA
Molecule: messenger RNA, 1725 nt
Organism: Alternaria atra
Lineage: Eukaryota; Fungi; Ascomycota; Dothideomycetes; Pleosporales; Pleosporaceae
Exons: 5
Coding region: 1-1725 (574 amino acids)
Biological process (GO): transmembrane transport
Molecular function (GO): transmembrane transporter activity
Source: RefSeq, a predicted model, not a curated record